Messenger RNA from Larimichthys crocea (large yellow croaker), 2323 nucleotides. It is a transcript of the gene srp54, whose product is annotated as signal recognition particle 54. Lineage: Eukaryota; Metazoa; Chordata; Actinopteri; Sciaenidae. The record is from RefSeq and is a predicted model, not a curated record. Gene Ontology annotation, cellular component: signal recognition particle, endoplasmic reticulum targeting; cytosol. Gene Ontology annotation, molecular function: 7S RNA binding; ATP hydrolysis activity; endoplasmic reticulum signal sequence receptor activity. The coding region runs from base 375 to 1889 and encodes 504 amino acids. The transcript has 17 exons. Gene Ontology annotation, biological process: SRP-dependent cotranslational protein targeting to membrane; SRP-dependent cotranslational protein targeting to membrane, translocation.
GCAGGCUGCAGGAGGAACAGUGGAGUUUCAAUCACGCUGAGACAUCUGAACUGGGUUCAUGAAAAGAAGAGCACAAAGAGGAAGCAGUAGAGAAGUAAAGUCCAGCAGGGGCGGUAUGCGCAACACACUGCUGCAGACUGCCGUUAAACAAAGAAGAAGAAGAAGCGCUGAUGUGUUUCCGGGUCAGCUGUGAUUGGCUGACGCUCCUCUGAGCUGCUGUGGAUCAAACGCUCCGACAGACGGAAGUUUGUGUGGCUGCGUGCUGCAGUCUUCACCUGUCAUCUGACCUGCUGACUGAGCGCGCUCAGUAGGGGGGUUCCCCUCCACACACACAGAUUUUGGUUUUAACACACGGAUCACUUCAGACUGCCAUCAUGGUGUUAGCCGACCUGGGCAGGAAGAUCACGUCAGCGCUGAGGUCGCUCAGCAAUGCCACCAUUAUCAAUGAAGAGGUGUUGAACGCCAUGUUAAAGGAGGUGUGUGCUGCUCUGCUAGAAGCCGACGUCAACAUCAAACUGGUCAAACAGCUGAGAGAGAACGUCAAGUCUGCCAUAGAUUUGGAGGAGAUGGCUUCAGGUCUGAACAAGAGGAGGAUGAUCCAACAUGCCGUGUUCAAGGAGCUCGUCAAGCUGGUGGACCCCGGUGUGAAGGCCUGGACUCCCACAAAAGGAAAGAACAACGUCAUCAUGUUUGUUGGUCUGCAGGGCAGUGGGAAAACAACAACCUGCUCCAAGCUCGCCUACUACUACCAGAGAAAAGGCUGGAAGACCUGCCUGAUCUGUGCCGACACCUUCAGAGCCGGCGCCUUCGAUCAGCUCAAACAGAACGCCACCAAAGCCAGAAUCCCGUUCUACGGCAGUUACACAGAGAUGGACCCGGUGGUGAUCGCUGCAGAGGGCGUCGAGAAGUUCAAAGCCGAGAACUUUGAGAUCAUCAUCGUGGACACGAGCGGACGACACAAACAGGAAGACUCGCUGUUUGAAGAGAUGCUGCAAGUCUCUAAUGCUGUGCAACCAGACAACAUAGUGUACGUAAUGGACGCAUCGAUCGGUCAGGCCUGUGAGUCUCAGGCGAAAGCAUUCAAAGACAAAGUGGACGUGGCGUCCGUGAUCGUCACCAAGCUGGACGGACACGCUAAAGGAGGAGGAGCUCUGAGCGCUGUGGCAGCCACCCGGAGUCCCAUCAUCUUCAUCGGAACAGGAGAACACAUCGAUGACUUCGAGCCGUUUAAAACUCAGCCGUUCAUCAGCAAACUGCUCGGAAUGGGUGACAUCGAGGGUUUGAUUGACAGAGUGAAUGAGCUGAAACUGGAUGAUAACGAGGAGCUGAUCGACAAACUGAAACACGGUCAGUUCACCCUCAGAGACAUGUACGAGCAGUUCCAGAACAUCAUGAAGAUGGGACCCUUCGGACAGAUCAUGGGGAUGAUUCCUGGCUUUGGGACAGACUUCAUGAGUAAAGGAAACGAACAGGAAUCAAUGGCCAGACUGAAGAAACUGAUGACCAUCAUGGACAGCAUGAACGACCAGGAACUGGACAGUAAAGAUGGAGCUAAGCUGUUCAGUAAGCAGCCCAACAGGAUCCAGAGGGUGGCCCGGGGGUCCGGAGUCGCCACCAGAGACGUCCAGGAGCUGCUGACUCAGUACACCAAGUUCGCCCAGAUGGUCAAGAAGAUGGGCGGCAUCAAGGGACUGUUCAAAGGAGGAGACAUGUCGAAGAACGUGAACCCGUCUCAGAUGGCCAAACUAAACCAGCAGAUGGCCAAAAUGAUGGACCCCCGAGUCCUGCACCACAUGGGUGGUAUGGCAGGUCUUCAGUCCAUGAUGCGUCAGUUCCAGCAGGGAGCUGCCGGCAACAUGAAGGGCAUGAUGGGAUUCAACAACAUGUGACCGCCGACCAAACAGCUGCCUUAAAACAUUAACAAGCUCCGCCUCCUGACAGGUGGGGAUGGGGUUGGGGGCUUCAGGAGAAACAAAGACACAAAUAAAAGCAGGAUGUGGAGUUUGUUGUGUCCUCUGCUGCUUCUCACAGGAAAAUUAAGAUUUCUGCUUUUAGUAAAAACAAAGAGUGGCUUUAAAGGGGCAGUCUGACAUUUCUUCUUCUUCUUUGGACUGCUCCUUUAACCGAUGAAGAGGAGCCGUGAGGAAGAUGUUCAUUAAUUUAAUUCUGUAUAAGAUGUUUGUGUAUAAGAUUUAAACCGAGCAGAAAGUCCGUCCUAAUUGGACGAGGAGACGCCACAUGAUGAUGAUGAUGAUGAAGAUAACAUUAGUUAGUGACAGUAUUUUUGUCAUAUAAUAAACAAUUUGUAUUUCACCAUUUUAAA